Pseudogymnoascus verrucosus is the source of this 1544-nucleotide messenger RNA. RefSeq lists its product as uncharacterized. Lineage: Eukaryota; Fungi; Ascomycota; Leotiomycetes; Thelebolales; Thelebolaceae. The transcript has a single exon. Bases 213 to 1169 code for a protein of 318 amino acids. The record is from RefSeq and is a predicted model, not a curated record. Gene Ontology annotation, molecular function: flavin adenine dinucleotide binding; catalytic activity.
CUGGAAUUGAUAGCCUUUUCUACCAGUCAAAGAGAAGUCUUCAUUCUUGGGACAAAUGUCUAACCCCUUUUCAGGCGUAGUUACUAAGCUCGGUAUCCACAUGACCCCCGCCCCAACGCAAUAUAUGGAUUGUUCAGUCAGUGUUCCAGAGGAAGCUUGAUUUAGGUAUUCUAAACGGCACCCUUUCUCGUCUGCAACGAGAAUCCGUCAUCAUGAAUCAUCCAACAAUCUCAAAUCUUUUCCGACAAAUGGCCGUCUCAGAAAACCCAGCAAUUCUUCAACAAGUCCUUGCGCCAGGUUCUCAAGGUGGUCACGCCAGCCGCGAACUCCUCGAUAGAUUGAACCUAACCAAGGAACGAGGAUUCUGGAAAGGGAUGUUUGCCAUUUACGGACCAUCCAAAGCCGCUGUUGACACUUCAUGGGAAAGCGUACAAGAUGCCUUCGAAGGUGUUCCCGGGGUGAAAUUUGGGGCCGACUAUCACGAAGCGAAACGCGGCCAACGCUUAAAAAUUAGAGACAUGCCAGAGUUCGAGAUUCCACACAAUGGAUUCCCACGCCUUUCAGCAUUACCGAUGAUGGAUACGCGAGGUUAUGGCGGUGGACAUAUCUGUUUCUCUCCUCUUUUCCCACCUGGAGGCAAGGAGCUCUACGAGUGGUACAAAUUCGCCAGUCAACGAAUCUCGGAAGAAAAUUUUGAUCUUUUUGCGGAUUUCCAUUGCUACGGCAGGUAUACUAUCGCUAUUGUUGUAAUGGUGUACGGUCCCACUGAGGGAAGACGGGCCGAUGCUCUGUACGAGGAGUUGAUGGUUCAGGCGCACGAGGAGCAUCAGACUUCAGAGUAUCGGACGCAUAUAGACUAUAUGAGUAAGAUCGCUUCUCAUUUCGAUUUCAAUGAUGGAGCGUUAAAUAAGUUUGUUACUGGAUUAAAGGAGCUUUUAGACCCUAAUGGGAUUCUUUCGCAAGGGAAGUCAGGUAUUUGGUCGACUAGACAUGACAAGGUUGAUGAAUGGAAGAGCAAUGGAACUGCGGUUCGACUCCACAAUGAAGCUUCUGGUGGCAUCAUAUCUCUCCCACCCCUUACGGGACACAAAAACAACACUAAUGCUUAUAAGGUUGAUGAACGUACGCUGCACACAACUUCGAAAAUACCUUUACGUGGUUUAUUAUAAGCGCGGCCUGAUAUAGUCCAGUCUACAGCCCUUACUAAGAUAUAUUGUAAAGGGUUAACCCACGCACCAGACGAAUGCGGCGCCAGUGCCAGUCACGAUGUAAGGUGCGAGUCGUGACCAGGCAUCCAAACCACGGGCCGAGGGGCCUAGAAAGGCCUAUGGUCGGCCUAUAUAUAUUGGGUGAGGAUCAUUAGGUAGAGGAUCAGGGUGGGGGUUGGCUGCUCCUUUUCUUCCAACAUUCCCGGACCCGCUGUCAUCUCAGUCCCCAUCACACCAUUCCUAUCCCACCUUGGUCCAAACCAAUGCAUAACCCCGGUUAUUCACGAUCUUUUCGGGUCCCGCUCCGUGUAAAAAUAAAAUACAGAUCACAUGAAG